CGAUAGAAAAUGAAUGGAUCAUCUCUGUCAAAAAAUUUGAAACAAAAAAUCAGAAGAGCUGCCGUUGCACGAUCUGAUAUCGUGCGAUACGCCAUGAACUGCACGAUAGAUCGUGGCGUUGUUCUCGAUAGAUCAAGGAGAAAAGGAGACGCAUUCGACGACCACCAAGCAUUAUGAAUGGGAGCACAGGAAGGAAACGUUCCAAGCCGGAUAGUACUAGCUCGAUAGUCUUGACACCCGCGGCAGAGGCAGUCGCAUCUCCGUCGGAACGGUGCUGGAAGUGCAAGGGAAGAGGCAAGAAGUUUCAAAAGUCGACCCAGUGCUUCGACGGUCCGUCUUGCAAAGUUUGUAACGGGGCCGGAAUCCGCAAGCGAUCGAAGCGCUCACAGAUAUUGGCAUCGGAGCCGGGGAAAAUACUGAACCUAAGGGGAUAUCCUGCCGAUCACGUCCUCCGAACGGUCUUCCCUGACGGCUUUGCCGGUCCCCGAGCAGUUUGGGGCGGUACUCAUGCUAGUGUUUCAGACGCCAAAGUAUCUGAUAAAAAUACUUCCAGCAAUAACGACACUGUAGGUGAUUUACCAAGAAGCUUGCUACCUCGCGAAGGAGAAGUGGUGGGAUCACUUGGGUGUGGCGAUUGGAGGAUCUAUCAGAUCUCCGACGGCAACAAACUGACAGUGGACGACUUUGUUUGCGCGUGGGUAGCGGCGGAAGAAAUGAGGAAGCGGGGGCAUGGGUCGAACCUUCAUCGGUCGAACCCAGUGAUUGCAAAAAAGAACGACGACAACGGCGGUAUUGCUAACGAUGGUGCGAAAAUGUUCGGCGGCAGAAUUGACGCACCAGAGGACAAAAGUACGUCAAAGCAGCAUCGCUUCAAUCAUGCUGAUAUCGGGACCGGAUGUGGAAGCGUACUGAUGAUGACUGCCUGGGCAUUUCUGGGAGAAAUCCAAUCGAUUGGAGUCGAGGCACAGGAUGUCUCCUUCGGAUGUGUGAAACGAGGACUUGAAUGGAACCUGGGGAGCGACGGAACUUCUCCCUAUGACGCGGUUCAAGUUCGACAAAACGACCUGCGAACUUGGGAUGGGUACGGAAUAAGCAUCCCCAAAAGCAUUGCGCAGAGAGAAUCCACGACACCGCACACGGAAAGGGCAGGAGCAAUUAGUGGUGAAAACAAGAAGGAUCCAACGCCUUCGACGCUUGGACCACCGUACCAUCUUAUCACGGGGACGCCGCCCUACUUUCCUCUCGAUAGUUUCGUAGCCAGCCAAAACCACGAACAAAAGGUCCGGUGUCGCGUCCCAACUCGAGGGGGUGCACCCGAUUACAUCGCAACGGCCUCACGAUUCCUCCUGGAAGAAGAAAGCGACGAGACCACUAGUGCGAAUCAUGUCGAUGCCGGUUCUCAUGCUACGAAUAGCGGAGGUGGUGUGUUUUGUAUGGUUGAAGCUGCGUUUGACAAAGCCGAGGCAGGAGUGUUGGCAGCCGUUGAAAAGCACAAUAUGCGGGUGCAGCGACGGGUGGAUGUAAUCACUAGAACCGGGCUUCCACCACGGUUUAGUUGCUGGAUCAUGACCAAAAAGAAGGUGUCCACAAAUCACAAGAAAGCAAUCCCGACAAACAACUUGUCUAAGAAUGAAACCAACGACAACGCACAGACGGUCAGUGACGCCGACGGAAAUCGCAAGGAGAUAAAGCGGGAUAACAGCAGCGAGAAGUCACCGUUUCCGAUAGAGACACUCACACUCCGCAAUGCAGAUCUUUCAAGGACAAAAGAAUACACAAAUGCAAUGGAGAUUAUGGGCUGGGUAGAUUUUGAAAAAUCUAGACACAAAACAGUAAAGAAACUUCCCAAAGAAGACGAAUCAAACUUUUAGUCCCAAUUUUUAUCAGAAGGAUAAAUCAAUCAUACGAUGGAAAAAAUAAAUUCGUGUUUCAAUU
Molecule: messenger RNA, 1935 nt
Organism: Pseudo-nitzschia multistriata
Lineage: Eukaryota; Bacillariophyta; Bacillariophyceae; Bacillariales; Bacillariaceae
Source: the annotation of a GenBank genome assembly